AUGAAGUUGCUAGGAAGGUCAUUCAUUGCUUCCAGUAUUCGUCUGCUCUCUUCGCGGCAGCCAAAAUCACUUUUCUCAACUCUGAAGUACCAGACCUUCCCACAAUGUUCUGUUUGCAAUUACAAGCAAAUUACUCAGCUGUCGUGCACAGUUAUACAACAGAGGUAUGUUCACACACCGACAAUAGCUGAUCAGGAAAGUAUGUCACCCUGGCAACGAAUCAAAUUGAAAAUGGGUUUUCAUGGGAAGUUACAAUAUCCCAAAAUGAGACUUGUUCUUUCUGGCUGCAACCUCUAUAUUUGUUGCACAGACUGUAUAGAUUUCUCUGAAUUCGUGAAAGUUCUGAAUAUACCAGACACAUUCAACUCAUGGUUCCUGUUGCUACAGUUGCAUUUAUGGAUGGUUAACGUCAAAGUAUCACAGAUGGGCCAGGAGGGUGCCAUCUUGAAAGAAAAUAUGUAUAAAUCUAUGUGGCAGAACGUAGAGCAAAGGUUACAGAAAUUUCAGGACCUCACGUCAAGUGAUAGGAAGGAAGCUAUGGAAAAUUACAGAAGCCUCAUGUUUUUAUCCAUCCUUUAUUAUGAUGAGGGUCUGAUGGGCUCUGAUAAGCAGUUAGCAAACUCCUUGUGGGUUCAGCUGUUUGCCAUGGACCCAAACAUCGGAGCUGAGCAACUGGAGCUGAUGGUGAAAUAUGUCCGAAAACAGGUCUACCACCAUGACAGUCUUGAUCCCCUGCUCAUCCUGAAGCCAGGCUACAUCUCCUUCCUGCCCCUUGUAAGCGACAAACUGGAUCCUAAAAAAGUGCAGCGGGAUCUUCACUACGUUACAGACAAACAAUGA
This is a messenger RNA of Candidula unifasciata, 840 nucleotides long. Lineage: Eukaryota; Metazoa; Mollusca; Gastropoda; Stylommatophora; Geomitridae. The record is from the annotation of a GenBank genome assembly.